Molecule: messenger RNA, 327 nt
Organism: Arabis nemorensis
Lineage: Eukaryota; Viridiplantae; Streptophyta; Magnoliopsida; Brassicales; Brassicaceae
Source: the annotation of a GenBank genome assembly
AUGAAGCGGCUUUUUUUUUCCCUUUUCUCUCCCGAAGAAAACAUAGCCGCCUUUCUCCCGUCGCUUGAUCUUGCUUGGCCGGCGCGGUGGCUUCUACAGCGCCGUUGCCGUCCCGCCUUUGUUUCUUUUAUGCUUUGCUUUAAUGAUCAGGUUGUUCUCGGCAUCCUUUCUUGGGUUAUGGCUCCUCGAUCAAAUCGGUUCGGACUUAGGUGGAGAUCUCAGAUCUCGAUCAGGAUUUGGGUCCUUGUUGGUUGGAAUCGCCGGUUCUAUUGUGGUCUGUGGUUUUGGCGUCUCCGGACGCGACCGAUGAAGACCUUGGCGAGUUAG